Messenger RNA from Cryptococcus amylolentus CBS 6039, 894 nucleotides. RefSeq lists its product as hypothetical. NCBI's taxonomy places the organism in Eukaryota, Fungi, Basidiomycota, Tremellomycetes, Tremellales, Cryptococcaceae. The annotation marks the transcript as partial. The record is from RefSeq and is a predicted model, not a curated record. The transcript has 2 exons.
GGAUGAGGAAGAUGAAAAGGAUGAUGUGAAGCCGGUAUUGGAGGGGGUGGAGGAAGAGGCGGCGGUGGCGUGGGAGGGCAUUGCGGAGAAGGGGCUUCUCGACGCCCUUGAUCUUGCGUUGGCGCUUGCGGAGGAGGGGCGCGUGAAUGUACUCGCCAACGACGUCCAGGCUAUCGACUGGUUUGGCGAAGAUAUCGAACCUACCCCCGAGAACGUCCCUCUCCCCCCGUCUCCCACUACCUCAUCGCACUCUCAAAACCCAGCCACCAAAGCCGAAAUCGACCCUCCCUCCGACGCUUCCUCUUCCUCCGAUUCCGAAUCCGAAUUCGAAGACGACGACGACGAGAACGACCCGUCCGACAACUCUUCCCACAAAUGUCCUCUGCGCGCGCUCUUCGCCCUGCACGAUCGGUAUGAAGAGCAGAGGCUGGCGGUGUGGUUGACGUUGGAGGCGGGGAGGAGGGGGAAGAUGACGGCGUGGAUGAGGGGCGAGGGGGGGAGGGUGGGGGAAAAGUGGGAUGCGUUUGGGGUGAGAGUUAUCCGGGAGUUUGAUGGGGAAACCCUCAUAUCCCUCGGCCUCGCACCAGACAAGCUCGACAAAUGGACAGACCUCGCCGCCGAUCAGAAUACAAAGAAGGGGAGGAAGAAGGCUAGGAAGAGUGCAUAGUGGGGUGUUUGAGAGGGAUGUUUUGGAGGGCUUUGGGUCUUGGAUUCUGGGAUUUGAGAGAGGGGGAGAGGGAAAGAGUGGGGGAUGGGGUCGGUACCUUGGGAUAUUGAUGGGAGGUGUGAGGAGUGGAAGUGGUGGGUGAUGAGGGGUGGUUUUGCCGAGUUUUGGGGUAUCCGGCUACGUCUUUACCACGUGUAUGAGAGGCAUGAAUGUUCUUGAUUUUUGUA